ACGUGGAGAUGGAAUCUCGAAAGGUGAGAUCGCUCUAUGAAUCCGGCGAAGGCCUCAGGUGGGAAGACGGAGCCCGACCGUCGGAUGUUGGCGAGCGUCUCAACUCGACCGCCGAAACUCCGACGGAGGAGGUCGAGAAUGAUCCGUAUGGUUUCCUUUUGCCCGGAUUGGUGCCCAACCAGUAUGCUAAUGUGUGUUCUCUCUGCAGCGUCGCCGAGCUCCAGCCUCCCGUUUGGGGAACUCCAAGAUCUGGAAGUUCUUAUUCCCAACGACCCGAAACGCGCAGCGAGUAUGAGGUGGCCGGUGGUCUCGAAGACUGGGAAGACCUCGAGGGAUACGACAUCGACCGUUACGGCUUCAUCAGUCCGCGCAAGCCAGAGAAGAGCAACGGCACACCCGCUGAACCUAGAUCGUCGCAGUCGGCGCCCAGAAGGAAGCACGUCUUUUCCAAGCGGGAUGCCUUUGGUUUGGGCUUGCCAUCCAGAGGACCCAGUAGGAAGGUGUCCGCUAGAUCGCUCAACACUCAAGGAUCGAAGGCUUCGGUUGCGUCUCGUCGGUCGACCCGAUCCGCAAUCAGACAAGCAGGAAAUCUACUCCCACACAACCGCGAUCGACGAUGGAUGGACGAGGCUGGAGAAAUGCUUUCGCUUUCAUUGGGCGAUGAAGAGAAGGUAGAGAAAAUUUCCGAGGCCAUCAAGAAGAAGGAAUGGGAGAGGUCUGAAAAGUGGCGUAAAAUGGCCAAGAUCGUUAAGAAGGGGAAAGACGGCGAAGGCAUGGAGUUCGAUUUCGAUGUUAAGAACCAAAAACUCAUCGACAGGACGUGGAAAGGCAUCCCCGACCGAUGGAGAGCAUCUGCCUGGUAUUCGUUCAUGGCAACUAGCGCCAGAGCUCACAAGGACUCCCCGUCUGAGGAUUCCAUCAUCACCGACUUCCAUCGCCUUCAGUGCAGAGGCUCGCCAGAUGAUGUGCAAAUCGACCUGGACGUCCCUCGUACCAUCAGCAGGCACGUCAUGUUCCGGAAGCGUUAUCGAGGUGGUCAACGCUUGCUGUUUCGAGUCUUGCACGCGUUAUCGCUUUACUUCCCGAAUACUGGCUACGUUCAAGGCAUGGCUUCGUUGGCAGCGACGUUGCUCUGCUACUUUGACGAAGAGAAGUGCUUCGUCAUGCUCGUACGGAUGUGGCAACUACGGGGCCUAGAGAAGCUGUACAGUCCUGGCUUUGACGGCCUGAUGGCGGCUUUGAAUGACUUUCAAACCAAGUGGCUGGAUGGCAAGGACGUCGCCAAGAAGCUGACUGAGCUCUGCAUCGAUCCUACAGCCUACGGUACUCGAUGGUACCUAACACUAUUCAACUUAUCCAUCCCUUUCGCGGCUCAGCUCCGCGUUUGGGAUGUCUUCCUGCUUCUUGGAGAAAACCCCACAGACUCCCCCAAAGUUCCUGAAUCUCCCGUCACCAUGAACGGCAUUGACAUUCUGCACUCUACCAGCGCGGCUUUGAUUCACGCGCUGCGGGACGUUCUUCUUGACUCGGACUUUGAGAACGCCAUGAAGGCUUUGACCUCCUGGAUUCCGGUCAAAGAUGAGGAUAUCCUCAUGAAGGUGACACGAGCCGAGUGGAAGGCCCGACAAAAGAGGAAGUAGAAGGUCUUAUUUUUGCCGCCUGCUUGAGCUUCGGUCGGCCGGCUCAUUCCCACAUUUCCUUUGUUAUUACACCACAACCUCCGAUUUAUGGAUAUGCGUGCAAGGCGUUUAUGGAGUCGGUCAUGUUGACUUCGACGCAUGUCGUCGACCAAUACCCUGGGAUGAACUGCAAACCUCGUAUCUGCUGUUAUGGGGGAUUUCAUUUGUGCACUCGAAACGAACGAAACGCUGGAGAAAGCCACGUGGGUUGCGGGAAGCAGAACCAGAAAAGCGAUGCGAGAGGAAUGGAGCCGCAGCACGAAUUUUUCAUAUACCCUUUAUGCCAUACAAUAGCCUGGUGCCACCUUCAUAUACAGCAUCAAAUCAAUAUAUAAUGUGUUAUUCGAG
Colletotrichum acutatum is the source of this 2027-nucleotide messenger RNA. RefSeq names its product rab-GTPase-TBC domain-containing protein. Bases 9 to 1640 code for a protein of 543 amino acids. Lineage: Eukaryota; Fungi; Ascomycota; Sordariomycetes; Glomerellales; Glomerellaceae. The record is from RefSeq and is a predicted model, not a curated record. The transcript is spliced from 2 exons.